Messenger RNA from Lucilia sericata (common green bottle fly), 1095 nucleotides. Its product is annotated as protein ref(2)P-like. Gene Ontology annotation, molecular function: protein kinase C binding; K63-linked polyubiquitin modification-dependent protein binding; zinc ion binding. The transcript has 3 exons. Lineage: Eukaryota; Metazoa; Arthropoda; Insecta; Diptera; Calliphoridae. Gene Ontology annotation, biological process: aggrephagy; mitophagy; endosome organization. Gene Ontology annotation, cellular component: amphisome; aggresome. The coding region runs from base 103 to 783 and encodes 226 amino acids. The record is from RefSeq and is a predicted model, not a curated record.
AGAAGGAAGAAACAUUUCGUGUAAAGUGCUAAAAGUUGUAAAAAAAAAAACAAAAAUUUCGAAAAGUUUUGCAUAAAUAAUUUGUUAAUAUUGUUAUCAAAUAUGAAUCAACAGCCACUUAAGAUCACCUAUCAUUCAGGGGAUAAUAAAAUUAAUGUCUAUUUGAAAAUGCCCUCAUCCAAUUAUCAUGUCGUAAAAAAGGAAAUCAAGAUGUGUUUGUUCGUAGAACACAACCAACCUCCCUGUAAACUACGCACAUAUUAUAUUGAUGAAGACCAUGACGAAAUCGAAAUUGUCAAUCAAUGUGAUUAUGAAAUUUUCAUGGACAAAUGUUCUAUACGCCAACACUUGCAAGUCACUCCUAUUAGCAUGAAGGCAGAGGAAAAACCAAAAGUAGUGACCUCCACUGAGUCGUCAUCGGCUUCACAACAAGCCAAGAAACCACCAGCUGCCGCUGGUUCUUAUGAUUUAGCUGUACACGAACAUAUUGCAUGUGAUGCUUGUGACAUGGCCCCCAUUAAAGGCUUUCGCUACAAGUGCAUCCAGUGUCGCAACUAUGAUUUAUGUGAAAAUUGUGAAUCGAAACAUAUACACUCGGAACAUAUGAUGGUACGUCUACCCACAAACAAUUGUCCCAAUUUUAUUAUUUCACGUCGUAAUUCACGCAGACAAGAGGACGUCCAGGGUGAAUUCGAAGUUAUUAAUAGUUUUAUGGGGCGAUUUUCGCUAGCUAAUAUGGAUGCAAUGAAACAGCAAAAAGAUAUUUUGAAGCUUCCGCGAUAAGUGCAUCCAGGAUCGCGACUAUAAUUUACAUAAAUACAUAUGUCAAAAUUGUGAAUAGAAACAUAUACACUCGGAUUAUACUAUAGCAUGCAUGCCCAUUAUCACUAGAAACGGCAAUCAUUCUAAUUGUGCAUUUACACCAAAAAAAAAAUAUAAAAUUCUUACUUGUACCAUCUUAAGAACUUUUUAAAAAGUAAAAUAAAAACACGCAGCAUAUCAUCAGGAUAAACAAUUUUGAUCAUAGAGUGCGUUUCUCUAUGAUUUUGACUAUGGACAGUGAAAACUUUUAAAAUAGCGAUAUUCAAAUUGAAA